AUCAUAUUCUAAUAUAUCCUCAUCAUCUUCUUUUGUCACACUCUUUGCCAACUCAAUCAAUCAUAUAUCCACCACUCUGCAAUCUUCAUCAAUCUGAAAUGGGUAGUAGCAGAUGGUUCAGCUUCACAACAUUGUGUAACUGGUGGUUCCGUUACUCCUUCUCUAAAUCCGGCCUAAAAUCAACCACCACCGAUCUCGGCGACGGAACAGUAAUGCAUUGUUGGGUUCCCAAAACAGCUCAAAAACACAAACCUUCUCUUAUUCUCAUCCAUGGAAUCGGAGCCAACGCAAUGUGGCAAUGGAACUCUUUCAUUCCUGAGCUCACACACCACUUCAAUGUUUACGUACCAGACUUGCUUUUCUUUGGAGAUUCUUACACGACCAGACCUGAAAGAUCGGAGCAGUUUCAAGCAAAGUGUGUUAUGCGUGUGCUGGAGGGUCAUGGGGUGAGGGGGAUGAUGGUGGUUGGUUUGAGUUAUGGUGGGUUUGUGGGGUAUAGUAUGGCGGCAAUGUUUCCGGAGAAGGUGGAGAAAGCGGUGGUGAUUUGUGCUGGUGUUUGUUUGGAAGAUAGGGAUAUGGAUGAUGGGAUGUUUCAAGUGAAAAGUGUUGAUGAGGCUGUUGAUGUUUUGUUGCCGCUGACGCCGGAAAUGAUGAAGGAGUUGGUGAAGCUCACUUUUUUUAAGCCUGUUAAAACCUUGCCUAAUUGGUUUCUUAAUGAUUUCAUUGAAGUGAUGUGUAUAGAGUACCGCCAGGAGAGGAAAGAACUAAUCCAAGCACUACAUAAGGAUAGAAAUUUGUCUAAUCUACCUAAGAUUACACAGCCUAUGCAAAUUAUAUGGGGAGAACAUGACCGUGUAUUCCCAUUGGAAUUAGCCCACAGAUUGAAACGACAUGUGGGAGAGAAGGCACAGCUAGUGGUAAUUGAAGAUGCAGGGCAUGCAAUAAACGCAGAGAAACCUAAAGAAAUGUACAAGAAUUUGAAUUCCUUCCUCAUUCAUCCCUUCACAGGGUCUAAGCAAGAAAACCAUAGCAAUGGUUACAAGUUUGAAUAGAAAGCUUAAGUCUGAGAAUUAGAAUAACUUUUUUUCUGCAGUAUUAUUAUGGAUACAUCUAUUUGAACACUUACCAGUUUCCUGGUUAUGAAUCAAUGUAUUGGAAAAUGCUGAAUGUGGGUUGUUGUUGUUGAUACUCAUAAUAUUCCAUUUUAAUA
Messenger RNA from Medicago truncatula (barrel medic), 1210 nucleotides. Its product is annotated as monoacylglycerol lipase ABHD6. The record is from RefSeq and is a predicted model, not a curated record. NCBI's taxonomy places the organism in Eukaryota, Viridiplantae, Streptophyta, Magnoliopsida, Fabales, Fabaceae. The transcript has 4 exons. The coding region runs from base 99 to 1052 and encodes 317 amino acids. Gene Ontology annotation, molecular function: catalytic activity.